Messenger RNA from Helianthus annuus (common sunflower), 660 nucleotides. RefSeq lists its product as uncharacterized. The coding region runs from base 1 to 660 and encodes 219 amino acids. The transcript has 3 exons. Lineage: Eukaryota; Viridiplantae; Streptophyta; Magnoliopsida; Asterales; Asteraceae. The record is from RefSeq and is a predicted model, not a curated record.
AUGGAGGCCAUGAAGGCUGAUAAAGUGAUGAAAGACAAUCAGCUCAUUGAGGUGAAAAGAGCUGAAGAGCGUAGAAUUGAAAGAGAAAGACUACUAGCUCAAGAGGCAACGGAACGAAGAAAGAGCGUAGUUGAGGAUGUUGUUGGUUCGUCAUGUCUACCUGAAGCUGGAGGAUCGUCAACUCAGCAAGACAUUGAAAUGGUAGAAGUUGUAGAUGUUCAGGAUCAAGACAUUGAAGAUGUUAUUGAUGAACAAGGUCAAGACUUUAUGCUGGUUGGUGAGUCUUCUGAACCCUUUGAUGUUAAUAAAGUUCUUCGGAGAAAUGGAAGACACAACAAUUUGUUCUUGUCGGUAACCACAGUGCCUUAUAGCGGAAAAGAAGUUGCUCAUCAAAUCAAGAUCAAAGAAAAGCGAAGAAAAGGUAAGAUAGCACGUGGAGAAAUGGUUGAUGACGAUUCUGAUAUAGAAUUGUUUGGAAAAGAAGAAGAAGAUGAAGAUGAUAAUGAUGACGAUAAGAAAGAUGACAAGGAUGAUAAAGAUGACAAGGGUGAUGAUGACGAUGAUCAGGGCGCUUCUGGGUUAUUGAUUGGGAAUUUUAAUGUUCAAGAAAGAAUUGAAGACUUGCUUAAUGAUGAAAUCAAUGAACAGGAGGUUGAUUGA